Messenger RNA from Zootoca vivipara (common lizard), 4602 nucleotides. Lineage: Eukaryota; Metazoa; Chordata; Lepidosauria; Squamata; Lacertidae. The record is from RefSeq and is a predicted model, not a curated record.
GCCACCAGUUACCAAAGGCUGAUCCAAAAGCACUGGGAGGAGGUAAUGGUGCUGAUCCAAAGAGGAUGCAGGCAAUGAUUCUUGCAACUCUCUAAAUGCCUCCAAGCACCACAAAAGCAGGAGUGGAGAAAGACCGCAUUGCCAGCAGAAACAUCCCUUUCCUCCUUUCCCUUUUGUCAAAAAGGGCUAAGCUGAUCCAAAAUUCUGCUCGGCCCUCGGAAUCUGCCGCUGACCUUGCUUGAAGGUCCAGGUGAGCAAAAAGAAAAGAGCAGGACUCAACAAACAAGCACCCAUCCCCACCCCCACAAGCUUCCACCCUUGCAAUGAGCUAAGGCAGUCACAGGCCUCAUACUUCCUCUAACAAAAAGCCACAAAGGAAAUGCCCUGCAUGUGUGUUUUUUCUUUCUUUUUAAUGCACCAGACUUAGCCCUAGAGAGAUGAUUUGUCCGUUUUCAGGGCUUCAGUCCACUUGUUCAGAUGCAAGGAAAGAUAGUCCACCGUGGUGCUUCAGCAGAUGACAAUGUGAUGGAAUGAGCCAAGGACGAUGGGAUCCCGGAUCAAGGAAAACCCUCAGAAAAUAUUUGAUCUGUUCUUUGAAGCUGCCUGUCCAACGCUUGCGGAUGAUGAUCCUAAAGUGCUUAGACAGUUCCCUCCGGAGUUCGAUGACCAGGAUUCAGUCCAGAUGCUGCCCAAGUUUUGCUUCCCCUUUGAUGUCGAAAGGGUUAUGGAGAGCCCCACGAUCCAACAUUUCACUUUUGUACUCACCGAUAUGGACGGAAAGCAACGCUUUGGUUUCUGCCGCUUGGCCGUGGCCUUCCGCACCUGCCUGUGUAUCCUCAGCUAUGUGCCCUGGUUUGAAGUUUUCUACAAGAUCUUGAACUACAUUGCAGACAGCUUGGCCAAGCAGCAGUUCACAGAGGUGGAUGAGUUCUUGUCUGCACUUCAUCUCCAUCCUGUGCCUGACCUGAGCAGCCCCAUCAGCCUUGAAUUUGAUCUAAAGAGGAGCAAAUUGAAAAUUUCCACUGAGAAGGAUCCAAGCAAACAAGACAAGAGCCGGGAUCUGGACUCUGGGACUGCAUCAGUUUAUUUCAUUGUCCCUGACCAAGGCAAACUCCCCACCAUUCCUGAAAGUAGGAACCUGACAGAAUUUGUUGUGGCCGUGGAUGCAAACAACAUGUUGCGCCUGUAUGCAAGCCUCCUCCACGAGCGACGGAUCCUGCUCACCACCAGAAAACUCAGCACGCUCACAGCCUGUGUUCAGGCAUCCCUCUCCAUGUUAUAUCCCAUGCACUGGCAGCACAUCUACAUCCCAGUGCUGCCUUCGCACCUCCUUGACUACUGCUGUGCCCCCAUGCCCUACCUCAUAGGAAUCCACACCAGCUUCAUGGAGAGAGUGAGGAGCAAGGCCCUGGAAGAUGUCGUCAUUCUCAACAUCGACAACAACACCUUUGAGUCACCCUUCCAGGACCUGGAAGACCUCCCAAGUGAUGUAGUCUCUCUGUUGAAGUUCCAGCUGAAGAAACAGACCGCGACUACUGGGGAUGGAGUCGCCCGAGCUUUCCUUAGGGCACAGGCACUGCUGUUUGGCAGCUACCGCGAGGCUCUUGUUUGCAACCCGGGAGAGCCCAUCUCCUUUUGCAAAGACACCUUCUUGCAACAAGGCUCCUGUGCCAUGCAGGCUUUCCUCCAGCGGGCCGUGCACCUGCAGCUCUUCAAGCAGUUCGUAGAUGACCGCCUGGAGAAGCUGAAUGCAGGAGAGGACUUCUCUGACCUCUUUGAGCAGGAGAUCAACAGAAGCCUGUCCCCAGGUAGCAUGCAUUCCUAUCAGCUAUGGGUGGAGAACUUAAAGAAAGGUGGAGGAGCCCUGAUAAGUACCAUGAAAAACAAGACCAAUCCAGCUGUCAGGAAUGCAUAUCAAUAUGCCAAAGGCCAUGCCAAAAUGCGGCUGAAGAAUAUGCGGAGCCGUCUCAAGGAAAAGGAUUCCAGUACAGGCCCUCAUCGUCAGCGAGGGCAUUCCUCGAACUGUGACCUUAUCUCUGGCCCCAUCAUGCCCACCAGGAAUAGCCAGUCUGAGAGCUUGCAAAGCCGGUUGCCCAUCACCCAGCACUUUGGGAAGGGGCAAAGUCGUUUCUCGAGUAAGAUCUUUUGGAAUCGGCCCUCAAGUACGGCAGAAGGCAGAACAUCCAGUCUAGCAAGUUUAAAAGCACGUCUAAAUUUUGGAAUAGUAAGUUUGUGCAAAUAUGGAGCCAUAGAAUCAAAAUGGGAGGUAGGAAAAGGAGCAUACCAUGGACAAAAUUUCUUUAUAAUAGCCAGAUUAUUCUGGUGCUCUAUGUCUUUUAAACGUUGUCCAAUUAGACUUUUUGCUUUGAUGCGGCCCACCGUGAGUAGAUGUUGUGGGGAUAGGCUGCAGGAGAGAAGUUUUUGAUGAACAGUUUUGGUCCAAGCACUUUUGUGGGAAUCUUGUGUUACUAAAGGCAAUAAACCAGGUGGGUUUGAAUUUAGGUGGAGCCAGAAAUUAAGAGUUAUUUGCCAGGUCCGUACUUCUACAGAAGGGAGACUUGCCUCCAGUCGUAAUGAUGCAUUUGGAACGCAUGGUGGGACAGGGAAAAAAAAAUCUGCCUUAAAAACUUUGAUUGGACAGAUUCCAGAGUGCUACGAUGGUUACCAGUCCAAAUUUGGGCCCCAUAAAGUAGCUUCGCUAGGGGUUUGGCUUGAAAAACUUGUAGGGCUGAUGGAAUAUGUUUGCCACCCUUCGUGUGGAAGAAAUGGGUCAGCGUUUUGGCACUUUGAGAUGCUUCUUCUUUGGCACAUUUUUGAUGUGCAUCUCAUGUCCCCAUUGACUGGAAGAUAAGGCCCAGAUACUUGAAGGCUUUAACCUGUUCGAUUGGCUAGUUAUCCAUUUGCCAGCUAUUUUCUUGAGAAGACCAUGACUUUGGUUUUCUGAUAGUUUACGGCCAACUGUUCUCUCCGGCAAUAUGCUGAAAAUUCUCCUGUCAGUUUUUUUCGGCCUAUUUUUGUUUGGGAUAGGAGAACCACAUUGUCCGCAUAUAAUAGCACUGAGAUUGGUUUUGCGGCCAGUUUGGGGGCGUAGAUGUUAGACCCUUAACCAUGUCAUUUAUAUAUAGGUGAAAUAAUGCUGGAGCUAGGAUGCUAGACGCUUAACCAUGUCAUUUAUAUAUAGGUGAAAUAAUGCCAGAGCUAGGAUGCAUCCUUGCUUAACUCCCUUGGUAACUGGUACGGGUCCUAUGAGUUGGCCAUUUAGGGAGCAGCGUACGUUCAGCACGGUGUCUUUGUAGAGGCAGUUAAUCAGAAAUAAGAAUCUUUUGUCUAUGCUUGAUGUAUGGUGGUACGUUUCCGAGCACAAUUCAAAGUGCUGGUGCUGACCUUUAAAGCCCUAAAUGGCCACUGUCCAGUAUACGUGAAGGCUGCUCCUCCCCCCUCCCCACGUUCCUGUCGCUGGCUGCAGCCGCGGAGGGGGCGAAAACAGCCCAAUUUCUAUAACCCGCAGCUACUUUUCCCCUUCAGUUUUUGGAGGGAAAAAGUGUGGGUUAUGGUCCAUAAAAUAUGGUUUUGUUUUUGUUUUUUGCUUCUGGGGGGGCAGCUGCCCCCCGACCCUCGCUGGGUACGCCCAUGCCUCCUGUAUGCCCAUGUUAUUCAGAAGGAAGCCCUUAUAGUCUAAUUGUGACUGUGCUUCUUUGUGUCAAAUGUAGAGAGCAGCAGUGUAAUCAUCAGAGCUGAGUUCACAUUUGUACCGAAAAAUAAGUUACAAUAUGCAAAGCAGAAAGUCGGGAUAGAAAAUUUGGCUGAAUUAAUUGCACAACACAUAUGGGCAUUGUGUACUAUUUAAUUGCCAUGUCUUCUGCUAAAGAAUCCUGGGAAUUGUAGUUUGUUGAGAGUGCGCAGGUAUUCUCUGUUGGAGAUCCUUAGCUCUCCUUGCAGAUCAACAAUUCCCUGGUGAGAGGGAAUGACUGAAAGCGGGUUUGUUGGCAGUAAAGACACAUCUAGUGUUAAGGAUUGCCUAAUGUUUAGGGAAGUUUUUAAUGUUUGAUGUUUUAUCACUUUUCUAUUCUUAUUAAUAUUCUGUUGGGAGCUGCCCAGAGUGGCUGGGGAAACUCAGCCAGAUGGGUGGGGUAUAAAUAACAAAUUAUUAUUAUUAUUAUUAUUAUUAUUAUUAUUAUUAUUAUUCCGAAUGGAGAAAGCAGCCUCGCUGUCCUGAGAGUCUCCAGCUGAAUCCAUGCCCUACCUUACACUAGAGUGGGGAAUAUGUAGUUUCGAAUCAUGGAGAAAGGGCCACUAAUCACCUAACCCAGACAUCCCCAAACUGCGACCCUCCAGAUGUUUUAGCCUACAACUCCCAUGAUCCCUAGCUAACAGGACCAGUGGUCAGGGAUGAUGGGAAUUGUAGUCCAAAACAUCUGGAGGGCUGCAGUUUGGGGGUGCCUGACCUAACCACUCAGGACAUUUUGUUCUAGACAAGGGGAUCAGAACCCUUACAGGUGUGUGUCCAGUGCUGGAUUUACAUAUAAGCCAUAGUUGCCAAGUCUCCCGUUUUCCCCGGGAAACCCCCGUUUUUCCAGCUGUCCCCAGCCGAAAAAACGAUUA